AUGGGGCGUAAUCUUUUGAUGAGUAGUUUAGAAAAUGCAUCAUUUAAUAUCAUCCUUCAAAUAUUUUUCAGGUGUGUAACAUUCAUUAUAAAUGCCUGGGUAAUAAGGAAUGUAGGACAUGAAGUUAUUGGUAUAAUGAAUGUUAGACUCCUAUUGUUAGAAAGUACUAUAUUGUUUUUAAGCCGAGAACCAUUUCACAGAGCAUGUUUAGGGCAAAAAGACAACUGUUCAUGGAAUCAAAUAAUAAAUCAGACUUGGCUAUCAGUUCCAAUGAGCUGUUGUUUGUCUUUAGUAUUUGUGUACAUUUGGUUGAACAUCUUACCCUUGGGUCAUCCAGAACUUGCAGCACAGUAUACAUUUGGUUGUUGGAGUGUUGCAUUUUCUUGUGUCUUGGAACUUUGUUCAGCAAAUAUGGCACUUGUAGCACAAUUAUUCUGUUUUGUCAAGUUAAAGGUUGUAUUGGAUACAUUACAUAUAUUUGUUCGAACAAUUUUAUUUUUAUCCAUUAUUAUUUAUGAUAGAUCAAUGGCACUGAUAGCAUUUUCUAUAGCGCAAGUUGGUAGCAUUGCAGUGAUUGUUAUUGCAUAUUAUUGUUUCUUUUAUUGGUACAUUAAAAGCAAACCGCUUUAUGCUAAAGGAGCCCUUAAAAGUAGAUUGGUUCCAGAUAGUGUUUUACAGAAACUUUACAGCAAUAUGGAUGACUUCAACUUUGAGUCUCUCAGAGAUUUCUUACCUAAAUACUUAGGUUCAAUAAAUAAUACCUUUGAUAAAAAAUUGAGUACAUUAACUGUGAGCUUUGCUAAGCAGGGUGUUGUGAAACAGUUAUUAACUGAGGGAGAGAAAUAUGUCAUGUCUGCAAGCCCUGUAAUGUCUUUUAGUGAACAGGCAACUUAUGAUGUUGUAAAUAAUUUAGGUAGCUUAGCUGCACGAUUUGUUUUCAGACCUAUUGAAGACAGUAGUUAUUUUUAUUUUACUCAAAUGUUAAAUCGGGAUCUGCCUUUGCAUAAACAAGAUCAGCAUAAAAUUCAAGAGUCAUGCACAGUGUUAUCACAAGUGUGCAAAACAGUUAGUUCAAUAGGAUUAAUUGUUCUUGUGUUUGGUCAAAGUUAUUCUUGCACUUUACUCACAUUGUAUGGUGGUCAGGCAUUCGUAGCUAGUGGUUUGCCAGUUCAACUGCUUAGGAGUCACUGCUUAGCAAUAGUUUUAAUGGCUAUAAAUGGUAUUACUGAAUGCUACACUUUUGCUACUAUGACCAGUGGGCAACUAAAUAGUUACAAUUAUUUAAUGGUAUUUUUCUCCAUAAGUUUUUUACUUUUAUCUUAUAUUCUUACUUAUAUUUUAGGUCCUGUUGGUUUUAUAAUAUCUAACUGUAUUAAUAUGUUAGCAAGGAUAAUCCAUAGUAUACAUUUCAUAAAUGAAAAAUAUAAAGAUACUGAUUAUAGGCCUUUAAGAGGGCUAUAUGUUGGUAAAUUUUUUAUAGUUACUUUAACUAUUGCAGGAAUUAUUUGUAAAUUAUCUGAAGAUAAACUAUUUAAAACAAACAUGCUAGCUCAUUUAGCAAUAGGCAUUUUAUGUUUUAUCUGCGUGUUGAUUGCAUGGGGAUAUGAGAACAGAGAACUUAUUGUCAAAACAUAUAGAAAGAUUUUCAAAAAAGAAGAUGUAAAGGUUUCACAAGACUAGCAUUCGGUUAUCAAACUAUUAUAAGCCUGUUAUUAUGUAUACCUACCAAAUGUAAUUUGUAUGCAAAAGGGUAAUAUUUAAAAUAAAGUGUCUACUUUUAAGUAGUGUAAAUCUAAAAGAGAGUUAAUAAAAGUUAAUUAAAUAGUAAUAUAACAUAGAUUUAUUUAAAAUUUUAACAUAAUCUGUACAUGAUUAUUGAAUUUAAUGUAAUAAAUGCACCCUUUCUUAUUUACAUUGGGUAAAAGAAAA
This is a messenger RNA of Colias croceus (clouded yellow), 1929 nucleotides long. Its product is annotated as protein RFT1 homolog. Lineage: Eukaryota; Metazoa; Arthropoda; Insecta; Lepidoptera; Pieridae. Gene Ontology annotation, biological process: dolichol-linked oligosaccharide biosynthetic process; glycolipid translocation. The record is from RefSeq and is a predicted model, not a curated record. The transcript has a single exon. The coding region runs from base 1 to 1680 and encodes 559 amino acids. Gene Ontology annotation, cellular component: endoplasmic reticulum membrane.